CAUCUAGACUUGAAUUGGUGAAGAACUCGGCGCUGUUCUAGCUCGUUACAAUUCCUAAUGCUAAAAGAAAAUGCAGAGCAAAUUGAUUGAGAUACCAUUUGAGAAAUGGGCCCAAUUACGCGAUUUAUAUUUGCAUCAAAAAGAUCGCUCCUCCUGCUAUAACACCAUACAAAUAUUUAUCGAUUGGUAUGAACAAGAUUCCAAUGUUCCUUUGAAGAUUUAUGCUCCAAAUGACAAGUGGGUAACCGAUGGAACCUAUGUUGCCCAUCUCAUACUCGGCAAUCAUUUGUACUGCAAUACUUUGAAUAAGGACUUCUCUGGGCUGUUGGAAGCUAUGAAAUGUUUUGAUAAUUCGAAGACAGUGGCCGGCUUUCAAGAGCGCAUCCUGCCUGCAGUAGAAAAAUUCUUCAUUGACUCCGGCCUCAGCAGCCAACAAUUCUUAUCGGUGGGCACUACUUGGGUGCGCAUAUCGAGAGAAGAUGCCUUAAAAUUUGAUACAGAAUUGCCAGAGAACAUAACCGUUAGAGAAUUGGAUGAGACCCAUGCAGAACAGGUCAACGCUGUGUGGCCCCACAGAAGUGAAGGUUCAGUAAAUUUAGUUCGACAUCUUAUCAAAUAUAACAACAGUGUGGGACUGUUUGAGGGCGAUAAGUUGGUCGCCUGGUGUUUGAUAGUGGCUUUGGGGGCCUUGGGUUUGUUACAAGUCGAAGAGACCCAUAAGCGCCGCGGUCUUGGUAAAUUGGCCACCAAGAUUAUGGCCAAACAUUUAGCCCAGAAAGGUGUUGAAGUUACUGCUGCUAUAGUUUUUGAAAACUCACCUUCGCUUUGUAUGUUCAAACAACUUGGCUUCAAGGCAAUCGACAAUGUCUAUUGGAGUUUUAAAGUAUAAACAGAAACAAUGCCAAAUAUAGGGGUGGCAUAUAUGGCCAGCAACAUUUCCUUUCGUGAGAAAGUUUCUUUUUUUACUGUAAUUAAACUUUGGAAAGAGUAAUCAGUAAUCAUAUGCAAUGAAAUGUCAACGUUAA
Stomoxys calcitrans (stable fly) is the source of this 1025-nucleotide messenger RNA. RefSeq lists its product as uncharacterized. Bases 71 to 889 code for a protein of 272 amino acids. The record is from RefSeq and is a predicted model, not a curated record. Gene Ontology annotation, molecular function: acyltransferase activity, transferring groups other than amino-acyl groups. Lineage: Eukaryota; Metazoa; Arthropoda; Insecta; Diptera; Muscidae. The transcript is spliced from 4 exons.